Molecule: messenger RNA, 426 nt
Organism: Salvia hispanica
Lineage: Eukaryota; Viridiplantae; Streptophyta; Magnoliopsida; Lamiales; Lamiaceae
Source: RefSeq, a predicted model, not a curated record
AUGGCGUCAGUGAUGAAGAAAUUAAAGAAGAAGGUGAUGAAGCCAAUCAAACGCCUCAAGAAAAUCUACAUCCGCUGGAAAUCGAAGCGCGUUUACUACUCCUCCGACUCCUCCUCCUCCGGAUCCUGGGCCUCCGAGAGUAGCAUAUCGGCCACUUCCUUGAUCGGGAUCAGCGUGGGGCCUGAGCGUCGCAACAUGAACAUCCCGUACGGGUACCUCGCCCUCCCGGUGUUCCAGGCGCUCAUCGAGCAAGGCAACGGGAUGUUCGGCCACUUGAGCCCUCCUGCCUACACACUCCCGUGCGAAUCCAUACUCGUCUCCAACAUCCUCACCCUCCUCGACAGGGACGAGGAGAGGUUUCGCGACUACAGCCUCGAUGAUUUUAUCGAGCACUGUUUCGAGUCGCCAAAUUGGCCACACGUUUAG